AUGGCGGUUUCAUCUAUAUUAUUACUGGUAACCGUCAUUACCUCUUGGAACCUUGUAUACUCACAAAAUAGCCCUGGAAACUAUUUUAAUUCUCCUCAAAUUUCCCGUGACAAGUCUCCUGUCUUUUCUAUUGGCUGCGAUUGCUUUUCAGUUCCUGACUGCUUUAGUAACUGCUCCGCUGUUCCAGAUUUGUUGCCAUUACUUCGAAAAUCGAGUCAAUUUCUUCAAACUUUCCCGAGCCCCUUCACUGUUACCAAACCACAACAAUUCCGCAAACGGAGUUUCAAGUUUGAUACCUCAACAGCUAACAAGAGAGUAAGUAAUUGUUCUUUAUGA
Rodentolepis nana is the source of this 336-nucleotide messenger RNA. NCBI's taxonomy places the organism in Eukaryota, Metazoa, Platyhelminthes, Cestoda, Cyclophyllidea, Hymenolepididae. The record is from the annotation of a GenBank genome assembly.